Molecule: messenger RNA, 1667 nt
Organism: Ooceraea biroi (clonal raider ant)
Lineage: Eukaryota; Metazoa; Arthropoda; Insecta; Hymenoptera; Formicidae
Gene: Mlc-c
Product: Myosin light chain cytoplasmic
Cellular component (GO): myosin II complex
Molecular function (GO): calcium ion binding; myosin heavy chain binding
Source: RefSeq, a predicted model, not a curated record
GCCAAAAAAAAAUUCGAUUUUUCUGACAUGCUACACUAGAAUACCCCCUUAAUUAGCUAUUCCACCACCAGGCGUCGCCGCGCGGACGCAUCUGUCGACGCUACCGAGCUCCGGAGGGGACCAACAGAUGGCAGCGUUCCGAAAAUUUUUCUCGCCGCCCGUAAAACGAAAUUGAGCGAAAAACUGCCAGCGUCAGCUUGGUCGCGGGCGAUGUCGCGGGCGCAGUGACGUUUGAGCGGGAUCGCGCGGCAAUUGCACACGGAGGAUCAUCGGUCGACCUGAAAGAAAGAAAAAAAAAAAAAAAGGCACAGUCCGCGAUCGCGUGACUCACUUCCGCUCUCUGCUACGUCACCGUGUGGAGGAGGCGAGGAACCGUUCCCUUCGCAAGAGCUACGCAAGCGACAGGAGCAAGUAUUCCACCUGCAGUGGGUGUGUGAUUCUGCGUGCGUCGCUUUGUGCCUGGCAUCGCUGCUGCGUGUCACCCGGAACAGCCGACCCGACGAUGGCGUCUUACUCCGAGGAUCAGCUGGCCGAAUUCCAGGAGGCCUUUCAGUUAUUCGACAGCCGUGGCGACGGCAAGAUCCACGUGUCGCAGAUCGGUGACGCGUUACGCGCCCUCGGGCAAAACCCAACCGAGUCGGACGUGAAGAAGUUCACCCACCAGCACAAGCCGGACGAGCGGAUCAGCUUCGAGGUGUUCCUGCCGAUCUACCAGGCCAUCAGCAAGUCCCGCACCUCCGACACGGCGGACGACUUCAUCGAGGGCCUGCGUCACUUCGACAAGGACGGAAACGGCUUCAUAUCCUCCGCGGAGCUGCGACACCUCCUGACGACGCUUGGUGAGAAGCUCAGUGACGAGGAAGUGGAAACCUUAUUAGCGGGUCAUGAGGACUCGCAGGGUAAUAUCAAUUACGAGGAUUUUGUUCGUCAGGUGAUGUGCGGUUAAAUAGCCAUUUAAUCGUGUAUAAAAGCGUAUUAUUAUUAUUAUUGUCGUUUACUUUGCCAAUAUCCGUCGAGUCUGUUGAGAGCGUUUUUACUUUCCAAGUAUACCAUAUCAGCAUGUGUACCUAUCUGCGGCGAUUUAUCUCGAGAGAAUCUUAACGCGUACACUCUCUAUUUUGUUAUUACGUACUUAUGGGAAGGUGGUUAACCCUUUUUAUAUAAGAGUCUAAAUUAGUUGAGAGACGAUGGUAGGUAAUGAACAAUCUAGCGCAUUGUGCCUUGACGUAUACUCCGAUUAAUGAGCAUUUAGUGAUAUUGAUAGUAAGACACACACCCGUUGUGCGACCCUUAGCGAGACGAUCUGAAUACCGCGGACAUUCCAAAUUCUUGUAAGAUAGGGCGUAAACGAGGAAAAGAAAACGAGCUGGAGGAUAUUCAGGCUUCGAGGGGGGCAGGCCGCUUAAGCGUUUUUGACUCUCGCGCCGACGCUGGACCGCGUAAUACUUUCUCCCCCUUUUCUCUCUAUCGAGUUCAACGUACUCUGUCUCUGUGGUUAGAAUGUGCGUUCGAGCAUCUUCCAUUUCCCAUUACGUGUCCUAGUAAAAAAAAGUAUGCGAAGAGUACUCACUUUAUUUAUUUAUGCAUGAGCGUAUUUAUGUCUCUGAAAUGCGCAAAGAAAAGAAAGGUAUUGUACAUUGCAAUGAAUAAAACAAUUGCUCCAGAAA